AUGCUCAUGCCCUCCGCCUUCUCGUGCGAUACGUCGCAGCCGCCCCUCACCCGCCUCCAGGCCUCCUUGUUCGCAUCGCCUCCCGCGAGCCCCCCAACCCUCUCGAACCCCGGCUUCGGGAACAUCUUCGACACCUGCCGCUCUCUCCAGGCCCUUCUCUCGGCGCCCCAGCAUUACCAGACCGCCGCCGCUCCCACCUACGACGCGCAGCAGUACUCGCUGCCCACGCCCGCCCAGCUCCCGACGCCGCCCCUCGCCCACGCGCCGUCUCCCCUCAAGCUCCGUCUGCGCUCGCGCGCGAGGCAAGAUGGCGCCCUCGCCACCAGCGACCACCUUCCGCGCAAGCGCAUCGCAAAGCGCGCACCGCCCCGCGGCGUGAACAAGCGGCGGCGCGCGGCCGACGAUGACAUGGCCCGGGGUGACACGGAUGAGGACGUCGAGAGCGACCUCGAGAUCUCGCCGCAGCGCCAGUCUUUCUCCGAAGACCAGAACCAAAACAACAACAACAACAACACCCACACACCCUCCGCGCCAUCCACACCCAAGCGCGCGCGCAUCGCGCCCGAGGUCAUCCCCCUUGGCCUCGACCGCUCCGACUACCACACGCUACACCUCCUGAACGGCAGCGACCGGACGAACAGGAACGACACGGAGGAGGAGCAGGGCUCCAACGUGGAGGUUGAGGCCGACGGGGAGCGGUGGAGCGCCGAGGAGGACCGCAUACUCGUGGAGCUCGUGCUCGAGAAGCUCAAGCUCAGCAAGACGGAGUGGCAGGACUGCGCACGCAGCCUGGGCAAGGACCGGAACUGUCUGUCGCGGCGGUGGAAGAGCCUCAUGCUGCAAGGGGACGUCGGCCUCAAGGGCCGGAGGAGUAGCCGGAGGACCAAGCUCCACGGCACCUGGCGGUAG
Messenger RNA from Colletotrichum spaethianum, 909 nucleotides. RefSeq lists its product as uncharacterized. Lineage: Eukaryota; Fungi; Ascomycota; Sordariomycetes; Glomerellales; Glomerellaceae. Bases 1 to 909 code for a protein of 302 amino acids. The transcript has a single exon. The record is from RefSeq and is a predicted model, not a curated record.